Molecule: messenger RNA, 528 nt
Organism: Cladophialophora psammophila CBS 110553
Lineage: Eukaryota; Fungi; Ascomycota; Eurotiomycetes; Chaetothyriales; Herpotrichiellaceae
Exons: 1
Coding region: 1-528 (175 amino acids)
Molecular function (GO): fatty acyl-CoA hydrolase activity
Source: RefSeq, a predicted model, not a curated record
AUGUCAGAAACCAACAGAAUAAAUCCCCACAGGAAAGUCUUCCAGAUCCAAAACUUCCUCUCUUUGCCGCUCCGCGAACGCGUUUUGGGUCUCGAGAAGGAAAUCCUCAAUGACCCCAAUUACUUCGGCUUCGACACACACUCACUCCAACACGCCAACCUGGAACUGCUCGACGCUCAGCCGAAUACCGUCAAAUGGAGUCUAGAGAUCGGACCGGAGCUGUGCAACAAGUCCGGCAACCUGCACGGCGGCGCCGCGGCGACGUUGCUGGAUAACCUGACGAGCACGGCGCUCCUGACGAUUGCGAGGGACGGAUUCCUGGAUGGCGGGCACGUCAGCAGGACCAUCACCAUGAGUUACUUGCGCCCGGUUCCUAUGGGCAGUAAAGCGAUCGUGGACUGCGAGGUUCAAGCUGCCGGGCGGAAUACGGCAAACAUUAUGGGCAAGAUUUAUGUGAACGGGAAGCUGUGUGUUACGUGCGUGCAUGAUAAGGCCGUUUUUUCAAACCAGAAGCAGGCCAAAUUAUAG